Molecule: messenger RNA, 1026 nt
Organism: Entelurus aequoreus (snake pipefish)
Lineage: Eukaryota; Metazoa; Chordata; Actinopteri; Syngnathiformes; Syngnathidae
Product: stonustoxin subunit beta-like
Exons: 5
Coding region: 57-779 (240 amino acids)
Molecular function (GO): protein binding
Source: RefSeq, a predicted model, not a curated record
CGCACUUUGCACCAUUGCAGCAGAACGCCGCUGACAGACGUGAAGGUAGUUAAGAGAUGAUAAAGAUGCCUACCAGUGCUACCAGUACAAGAAUCCUGCUGGCGGCCAGACGACCUGGCAAAAAAUCCAAAAAUGUGGCUCUUCUUAAAGAAAAGAUUCCAGACUACGAUCCCAACGUCCCGGAGCCGACAAGCCGAGCCGAGCUCCUUAAAUACUGGAUCAACCUCUCUCUGGAUGACAAGACAGCCAAUAAGAUGCUGUGGAUCACAGAGGGUGGAGCCAAAGUGGCCCGAAUGACAGAUGAUGUCACUUGUCCUGUACUGGACAGACCAGAGAGAUAUGAAAAUGUCCCUCAGGUUCUUUGCAAAGAAGGAAUCUUGGGUUUCCGGGCCUACUGGGAGAUCAAGUAUUCAGGCUGGGUGGUAGCCGGGGUUACCCACGAGGGCGCAGGCCGCAGGGGAAGCGACGGACCGUGCGGCCUGGGUGAAAACGAACAGUCCUGGGGUCUGGGUUGGGGCGGAUCCCAUUACCAGGUGUGGUUCAACGGCAUCUUCAACGAAAUCUGGGACAUUCCCCAAUUCAGCACCAUCGGCGUGUACCUGGACCACCCGGCAGGGGUGGUCAAUUUUUACGCCGUGGAGGACGAGGAGGGCCAAGGGGGUAAGAGCAGGCGGGAGGUGCGACUCCUGAGGCAGAUCAAAAGCUCCUUCAAGGGGAGGAUGAUGCCUGGUUUCUGGGUAGGACAAAAGUCCUCAUGUAUGCUAAGUAUGAAGGAAUAGACCAUUUGUUUGUUUUUUGUUUUGUUUCUUACAAUUUCCAUUUUUAUACAUUUCCAUUAGUUGAUAAAAAUUAAAUGGGUGGGGAAGUGCAUCAGUGAUUUGUGAAGAAAGUUUGUAUAUACGCCUUGUAUUUACCGAGAAGCAUUUGUCUGGUAUGUACAUCCAAUAUUUUACAGUAUUGUAUCAAUGUGUGUAGUAGCACCAUUUUGCAAUGUUUUUUGCAAUAAAAUAAAAUUGUUGAACUUGA